UUGGGCAUCUCCAACAUCGAUUUUCUCGGCUUCGCCUCCAAAUCAUGACUUCCAGUACCUCUCGAACGAAUCUACAAAGACCCUUACUUGACCCACAGAACCGCCAAGAUGAGCGAUAGCGACGACAACGAUUUCCAGGUCGAAGAACCCGUACUUGCCGACGAUGAUCCCAUGAAAGCCUUCCUGCCGGCUUCGUUCGGCAAAACAUCAAAAGAAGCCAAUAUCGCCGCUCAGAUCGAGCAGACCAGACGACAGGUCGAAAAGCCGCCGGCGCAGAAGGAAAAGAAAGCCACCUCUGACAGCGACAGUGACUCUGAUGAUUCAGAAUCCGACGAGGAGGAUGUGGCAGAACGAUUUCCGAUAUCGCACGAGAUGGUCCUCACAACCCAUGAUCGUGCGGUCACCAGCAUCGCGCUCGACCCAGCAGGGGCGCGCAUGGUCACCGGCUCAUUAGACGGGACUCUUAAGUUUCACGACUUCGCCUCCAUGACACCUACAACUUUGAGGGCGUUCAAGAGCGUAGAUCCGUGGGAGACCAAGAAGUCCGCUCCAACUGACUCGCAUCCUAUCCAACAUGUCGAAUUCUCCCGGCACUCAGGCAGCGUUUUUCUCUGCGUUACCGCACAUCCACAAGCGAAAAUAAUGUCCAGGGACGGCAGCAUAUUGACCGAAUUUGUCAAAGGCGAUAUGUACCUGCGGGACAUGAAUAACACCAAGGGCCAUGUUGGGGAGGUGACGACAGGCACAUGGCAUCCCUCGGACCCGAAUCUUUGUGUAACCGCUGGGUCGGACAGCACAUUGAGGAUAUGGGAUGUCAAUAACAAGAGGAGUCAAAAGGAUGUGAUUGUUUUCAAGACGAAAGCUGCUGGCUCCGCGGGGCGUACCAGGAUGACGGCCGUUGCAUGGGGUGCCCCUCCUCAGGGGACCAGUUCGGUUCUUGUUGCCGCCGCUUUGGACGGGUCACUGGUCAUGUACAAUGGCAACGGACCGUUUACAAGACCCAUGGCGGAAAUCAGGGAAGCGCAUCGGCCUGAUACUUGGACUGGAGGCAUUGAUAUCAGCGCCGACGGCCGAAUGGUAGUAACUCGGGGCGGCGACGGCUUGAUCAAGCUUUGGGACACACGAAAAUUCAAGGAGCCCCUCGUCAAGGUUGAGCACCCCUCAACUUCCGACCGGUACCCGAUGACCAAUAUCAAGUACUCCCCGAACUCCUCCUCCAUUAUCACCGGGUCUGCAUCUGGGGACCUUCACAUUUUGAACCCGGCAAACCUCAGGCCAGAGCAUGUCACACCAAUAACCCCCGGCGUGCCUCUGAUCGUGGUAGACUGGCACCCAAAACUUAAUCAGAUCAUUACGGGCUCAGCCAACGCCGAGACGCACGUUUUGUAUAGCCCCUCCCUCUCGAACCGCGGCGGUCUCGAAGUCAUGUCGCGCGCGCCCAAGAAGCGACACAUUGACGACGACCCGUCGGCCACGAUGGACCAGAGCAUAGGCAUAUCAGGCGACUCGAUCGUGGCGCCCGGUGCGCUGCUGGGGAACAAGCGCGGAGGCGUCUCGGCGUCGGGCAAGUCCCGCGACCCCCGGCGGCCGCAGGUGAAGCAAAUUACGCCCUUUAUGCGCAGCCAGCCAGACGAGAAGCACAUUUCGGAGAACAUACCCCUCAGCCGCAUGCUGCACGAAGACCCCCGCGAAGCUCUGCUGAGGUAUGCCGACGUCGCCAAGAAGGACCCCGUGUUUACCAACGCGUGGUCCAAGACGCAGCCCGUUACGCAGUAUGCGGACCUGAGUGAUGAGGAAAAUGACGAAGAGCCGGAGAAGAAGCGGGUGAAGAGGUGAUUUAGGAGGAGGGACGGGGAGUGUGAUUAAGU
This is a messenger RNA of Canariomyces notabilis, 1868 nucleotides long. Its product is annotated as WD40 repeat-like protein. The record is from RefSeq and is a predicted model, not a curated record. Bases 109 to 1836 code for a protein of 575 amino acids. Gene Ontology annotation, cellular component: nucleus; site of double-strand break. NCBI's taxonomy places the organism in Eukaryota, Fungi, Ascomycota, Sordariomycetes, Sordariales, Chaetomiaceae. The transcript has a single exon. Gene Ontology annotation, molecular function: protein binding.